Molecule: messenger RNA, 903 nt
Organism: Hibiscus syriacus
Lineage: Eukaryota; Viridiplantae; Streptophyta; Magnoliopsida; Malvales; Malvaceae
Product: plastid-lipid-associated protein, chloroplastic-like
Exons: 3
Coding region: 1-903 (300 amino acids)
Source: RefSeq, a predicted model, not a curated record
AUGGCUAAACUUUUACAAUUGAAUAACGUUCCAUGCAAGACGUUAUCAACUCCACACCAUUUCCAAAUCAUUCCAAAACCUUCAAUAAUGCAUCUUAACUAUAUGAAACCAAUUCAUAAUUCAAUCUGCGUAUCUCACUUUUUGACCCGAAAGUCAAUCCGGCCGAGACCCGGUUUCCAAGUAUUUGCAGCGGACGACGACGGCCGGGACAAGGAGGAAACGGAGAGGUUGAAGAAAGCUUUGGUGGAUUCGUUUGAAGGGAGUGAUCGUGGGUUGAAGGCCACUAGCAAGGCGAGAGCUGAGAUUAGUGAGCUUAUAACUCAGCUCGAGGCCAACAACCCAACUCCCGCUCCAACUCAGUCACUGCCUCUGCUUAAUGGCAAAUGGAUUCUCGCGUACACAUCUUUCACUGCUCUAUUCCCGUUCCUGUCAAGGGGACAAUUGCAGCUAUUAAAAGUAGAGGAAAUAUCACAAACCAUAGAUGCUGAAAGUUUGACUGUGCAAAACUCCGUCCAAUUCUCUGGUACAUUGGCCUCAAGUUCUGUUACCACCAAUGCAAAGUUCGAGAUCCGAAGUCCGAGGCAGGUGCAGAUCAAGUUUGAAGAAGGCGUAAUCGGAACUCCCCAGCUGACAGACUCCAUAGUGUUACCCGAGAAUGUGGAAUUUCUGGGACAAAAAUUUGAUCUGAAUCCCAUUAAAAGCUUGCUCACCUCUGUCCAGGACACGGCUUCCUCCGUUGUGAAGUCGAUUUCAAGCCGACAACCGUUGAAGUUCUCGUUAGCAUACAACAAUGCAGAAUCAUGGUUACUUACGACGUACCUUGAUGAAGAUGUGCGAAUUUCAAGAGGAGGGAGUGGGAGCGUUUUCGUGCUCAUCAAGGAAGGCUGUUCUCUCUUGAACUAA